GAAACCACACCUUAUUGCAACGAGGGCGGGACACAGGCAGCCACACACAAGCAGCUACUACAGGAAUAGUCACUGUGCAGCAGGGUGUUAUUAUAGAGUGUGUGUGUGUGUGUGUCCUCACCAUGGACUGUCACUUUGCUCACACCUGCAUGUUACUCUAUCCGCGACCGAAAGCAAAUAAUUAAUGUCAUUCACCGCUUGGCAGGCUUGGCACACUGACAUAAGGAUCCUUGGAGAUAGAGGAAUGCAAAUCUGCAACCAUGAUGGAAGGAUUGAAAAAACGUACCAGGAAGGCCUUUGGGAUACGGAAGAAAGAGAAGGACAAUGACUCCACGGGGUCCCCAGACAGAGACAGCGGCUCUCAGAAAAAGGCUAACGGGGCCCUUAAUGGCUUCUACGAAGAUAUUGACUGGGAAAGAUAUAACUCUCCUGAGGUGGACGACGAAGGCUACAGCCUCAGACCUGAGGAGGAGUCCGAAGAGGGAGCGCCCACCACCAAAAAGACACACUUCUUUUCCUCUGAUGAGUCGGAAGGAGAGGAGGACCACAGGAAAAAAUUCAAAAUCAAGAUCAAGCCGCUGCCGUCAAAUCAUGUCGCGGCGGUGCCCUCGGUCGACGAGCUCAAAGCUUCCAUAGGCAACAUCGCCCUGUCCCCGUCUCCUAUGAAGAGUCCGAGACGUAGCCCGGGUUUGAAAAGGAACACAUCCAUUCCAGGAGAAGAGAUUGCCAGACCGAGGCGCAUCAUCCCAACUUUACCCACUGUGGCCCCAACACUACCCACUGUGGCCCCAACACCAGCUCCAGCACCACAACCCCCCAGCAGUCAACAGACACCGUUCUCUGAAGACACCACAGCCUUAUUUGGGCCUCCCUUGGAUACAGCCUUUGGAGAAUCAAAAACUGAAGUGGGUGUGUUUGAGUCCGAUGCGUGGGGGAUUCCUCUGUCAGAGCCUGAAUCCUCUUUGACAAGAUCCUUCCCUACAGGAACUCCACCUCCACUUCCACCCAAGAUUGUCCCGCCCCCCGCCCCAUCAACUGGCCCUCCCUCUGCAGAUGAUGCCGAAGUGUCCACAGAAGCCGACGCCCCCACCAGAAAGCCCUCUAUAGCGGACUUAGACAACAUCUUUGGACCAGAGCAGCCUUCGUCUGCUGGCGAGGAAACGAGUGACUCGUGGGUCAGCUUUAGUUUAGAAUCAAGUGAGCAGCGGCCUCUCCCAGAAGAACCAGUGCCUCCUCAACCAGCCUCCCCGCCUCCACCUGAAUCUCCUGCCCCACCUUUACCGGCAUCACCACUUCCUCCAGAAGACCCCGCACCACCUCUCCCAGCAUCCCUUCCCCCAAAAGACGAACCUGUACCCCCUCCCCCAAUCUCCCCGCCUCCCACAGAGGAGCCAGCUGCACUUCCUGUCCGCUCAGGUCCUCCCACACCUGAAGACAGGAUUCCUCCCACGCUCGCCACCUCUCCACCCCCUGCACCGCCGAAAGACAUUGCCUCCCCUCCCGCUUCCUCUCCCCCUCCUCUGGACUCGCCCCCCAGCGUCCCACUAGCCCCUGCUCCCAGAGCUAGCACCCCUCCAGCCGUGACUCCUCCCACUGAGCAGCCUGCAGCGUGCUCCGUCCCACUGUCACUUGUCCUGUCUCAAGAGGAGCAGGCCGAGAACACAGAAGUCACCCAACCCAAAGAGGACGGAGGGGAAACUGUCCCCUCGCCCACCGAAGCUAACCAGGGGAGUCGGAGUACGCCUCCCCCACCUCCUCCCCCCACAUAUCGAGCAGUGGUUUCAUCACCGGGUCCCACAUCUGGAGCUGGCGGCACGAAUAGCGGUUCCUCUUCUCCGGUGCGACCUUCCACUCCUUCGUCAGUCAACCCAACCCCCCCACCACCUCCACCUCGCCCCUCUUCACGGCCCAAACUUCCUCCGGGGAAACCCACUAUAGGAGAUGCAAGUCGUCCAUUCAGCCCGCCGGUCCACUCUGCCAGCCCCCCUCCUGUCGCCCCGUUGGCGCGGGCCGAGAGCACCUCCUCCAUCUCUUCCACCAACUCCAUGAGUGCCGCCACCACCCCCACCGUCAGUAAAGAGCUCUCCGUGUCCGUGUCAGAGAAUGACCAGCCAUCCCUUGUAUGGUUUGACAGAGGGAAGUUUUAUUUAACCUUUGAAGGCUGCUCUAGAGGGCCCAGUCCUCUCACCAUGGGGGCUCAGGACACUCUUCCUGUUGCUGCUGCGUUCACAGAGACGGUCAACGCCUUCUUUAAAGGAGCUGACCCAAGCAAGUGUGUUGUGAAGAUCAUAGGUGAGAUGGUUUUGUCGUUUCCGGCGGGAAUCACGCGGCACUUUGCCAAUAACCCGUCCCCCGCCGUGCUAACCUUCAGCAUAACCAACUACAGCCGACUGGAGCAUGUGCUGCCUAACCCCCAGCUCCUCUGCUGCGACACCACCACUCAAGCCAAGGCUGAUGCCAAGGACUUCUGGGUGAACAUGCCAAACCUGAUAUCCCAUCUAAAGAAGGUGGCAGAGCAGAAGCCUCAGGCGACAUACUACAACGUAGACAUGCUCAAGUAUCAGGUGUCAACGGAGGGGCUGCAGUCGAUCCCUCUGAAUCUAGCGGUGAGCUGGAGAUGUGAGCCCGCCAGCACUGACCUGAGGAUAGACUACAAAUACAACAAGGAGAACAUGACGACGCCCAUGGCCCUAAACAACGUCCAGUUCCUGGUCCCUGUCGAUGGAGGGGUGUCAAAACUACAGGCUGUCUUACCCCCUGCUGCAUGGAAUGCGGAGCAGAAAAGAAUCCUUUGGAAAAUUCCUGAAAUCUCACAGAAAUCUGAAAACGGAGGUGUGGGAUCGUUGUUGGCGCGAUUCCAGCUAACAGAGGGCCCCAGUAAACCGGCUCCCCUGGCGGUGCAGUUCACCAGCGAGGGCAGCAUCCUGUCGGGCUGCGACAUCGAGCUGGCCGGGCCGGGGUACCGCUUCUCUCUCAUCAAGAAGAGGUUUGCCGCAGGAAAAUACCUUGCCGACAACUAACCCAUGCUCCUGACAACAGCACUGUUGAACAAAACAAUGAAAGUGGCCUGAGGCUGACUCCGAGGACAGAGGACAGACCGACACCAGACCAGACUUCCCGUUGACCUUUACUGAACCCACAUGACAAACCGCAGCCUACCCAGCAGUAUUGUAUAACUUGCCUAUAGCAUCGUGGAAACUGUUUUAGGUCAUGUAAUUAUUGUGUUUGUAUUCAUUUCAUAACAUCUGUAUUGCUGCAGUGAGACACCUGGGUUCUUCCUCCCUCUGAAGUUUGUGCCUCUGUCUCCAUCCUCCUGCGGUCAAUGUGUGGUGGUGGUGGUGGUGUUGUUUUUAAGUUUCACUGCAGCUGCCUGACAGAAGAAUUUCAGCCAGAUUUGAACUCUGGGUGACAAGCUGUUUGUUGUCCAGAGUCCAGGAAGAUUUGGCUCUUAAAAAUACCCUUAAAUAAGAUCUUUGCAGUCAGAGACACACCUCAGCCUCUAACACAGGGCUAACACCCCAGAGUUAGACGAGUUUAGGUUGAAGCAGAGCCCAAGACGAUAUGAAGAAAGCUAUACGACUUCAUUAAUAGGUAGAAAAAGCCGCUAUUUAAAUAAUCCUCCUGUCAGAGUCUGAGAUGGACGCGACAGUUGUCCUCACUGUCUCGCCCUGACUGUAGCUGUUUGGCCAGCAAGUAAAUGCAACUGCGGGUGCAUCUCGACAGGUUGUCAAGAGCAAUUAGAGGAAACAAAUGUUUUUGUCAGUGCUUGAAACGGAAUCAAGUAACUACAAAAACUAAACUAGAUUUUUCAUGCAUCACCUACUGGUACUACAGGGUCACAUGACUUUGGAUCUCAUCCUUUUUUUUAUAUAAAUGCACUGAUCAGUCAAUCAAACUGUUAAUUUUAUUUUGCUUGAAAACACAAACGUGGAGACGCUUUUAGUUAGUUAGGCAGCUGCAAUGAUCAAUCAAUUUACUGGUUGCAAAAUAAGAAAAAUCUGUUUUUCCGUCAGAAAAAAAGAUGUGUAUAAAGUGUCAUUUUAAAUCAAUAAUAUAUAUCUUAAAGGGCGUUUGGUGUUCUCCUCGUAUUGUCCGAUAGCCUUUCUGUUGUUCCCAGGGCAGCAGUGAUAGACUCCAGAGUACAUGACAGCAUUCUAUUUUUAUUUAUUGAUGACGAUGAUUUGUUGUAUAAAACAUGUGAUUCUGUAUAAGAAUAGAAGUUGAAUGGUAUCACACGACUCAGAACCUUUAAAGGUAUAAAUAUUUCUCUUUUGUUUGUUAUCUGUGUAGUUGGGUAACCUGUGUACAGUAUAAGGUAUCAUUUUUGAAUUGAUUUCAGAUAUAAUUUUUUAACUCAAGUGCAACAGAAGAUUUGAGCUAUAUAUGGGUGAGGGGGGGUAAUUUAAAGAAAAAUAUAAAUAUCUUCCUGGAUGCUGUGUUAUGCUUUGUGAAAGCAGUGUUAAUGUAGAGUUAUCCCAUUAGCGAGGUCCACCCUUUAAACAAUGAAUUUGACAUUUGGGGAAAUACUUGCUUUCUUUUUCGAGAGUUAUAAAAGAUGAUCUAUACCACUUAUGUUUGUUUGUUCAACAUGAGACUGGAGCUAGGUGACGUUAAGCUUAGCAUAAAGAAGCGAUUUAACAGGUUUAACAAGGUAAAAACAUGUUAAAUAUGUUGACUUUAGACAUUUCUUAAAUUUGGUGAAGUACUACUGGUCCAUUAUUUUUGGUUUAUGAAAAAGCUAAUGGCAUUUCCGUCAGCCUUGCAGCUGAACUUUGUAAUGUGGGCAACUUUGCUAAUGUUAGCAUGUUAACAUGCUAAACUAAAAAGGGGAAACUGCCGGUAAAUAUUAUAUCUGCUAAACAUCAUCAGUUUAGCAUUGUAAUUGUGUGAAAGAGAGAGUUAGCAUUUAGCUCAAGCUAACUCUGUAGACUCUGUGGUUUACAUUUGAGCCUAGCUAACUGUUUCUCCCUUUGUCCAGUCUUUAUGCUAAACCAAACUAAGCUAAUCGUCUCAUGGCUCCAGCUUAACAUUUAACAUUCUCAUAUUUCCCAAAUGUUGAACUUUUCCUUUUUAUAUGGUCGAGACAAUAAUAACAAAAGCAAUGAGUGUUCGUCUGGAGCAGUGAUGAGGUUUGGUGACUGGUGCCACUUCUGGAACAGGAUUUGUCAACUGGGACCAGCUUGUUAGUAUUAAACCAAAUUCAUCUGAAAAUGGUUUUGUAUAAAUGCAACAGUUCCCACAUCUACCUAUUAAAUUAUUCCCUAACUUUGACCACAGUUCUGACCUGUUUCCAUUCCCCUCAGUGAUACCCGAACUCCUGAUUAUAUCAUGAGCAAAACCCCAAUCAUCCAACCAGCGCUUAAAUCCAUGGCUUUAUUUUGCAUAUUCGUAAUGGUCUCUGUGAGAUGACAUGAGUUGAAUGAGGUUGUGGUGUGAGGUUAAGUUGACCAAAAUGCUUUUUUUUAUAUAUUUUAUGUGUGUGUACCCCGGACAGUCAGUCCUCUGUUAAGGAGAAUAAGCUGAAUAUUUUUAAAACGGAUAAAAAUUUAAAAAUAUUAUAUUGUUUAAUGUGUAAUAAACACUGUGUUGAUGAUGUUGAACUUCCUGAAUGCUCUGACACUCAACACGAAGAACAAAAAGUGUGUGUGAAGUGUAGCCGAAGAGCUCCGUACUGUACUGUGUGUCGGCAUCCUGCUAAAUGCAACCAAUCAUGGUCCUUCCAGAGCCGUCAUACAAGCAUGUUAGGCUGAAUUUAGAAAAAAGGACUAUAAGCAACAUGUCAAUAUUCCGUUAAAAUUAUAGAGUACUUUAAUCAGACAUAGUUUUAAAAUAUAUGUAGUUUUUUAGCUAAUAAAAACAUCACCUUUGGGCUGUGCAGUUAAAAUAUGUAAUGUUUUAUUCCUGUUUGGACUCGGUCUAAAAUAGUACUGUGUAUUUUCAGAUUUUUCUCUGGUUGCAUUUUAGUCAAUCGAUGCACGGUGAUGAUGAUUGGUGCCAUUUAGCUCCCACAUUGGGUUAGUAACAUUUUUCUCUCAGUCAUGUCAGUCCUUCCUCUAAUGAACUGGAUGGAUCCACAUGCCUGACAGGAAGCUGUAACUAUCUGUGUGUAUUUUGAAGCAUCAGUGCAACAGUCACUACAGCAUUAUCUACAGAGACCCACCGCACAUCUCCCAUCAUGAAUUUGUUUUAAAACUACAAAAAUCACUACACGACAAGCAACAUGUCUUUCAACUUGAAAGUCGUGUUGCAGUACUACUCUCACUCUGUCUGUUGGUUGCCAGACAAUUCAUCUAGUUAAAGAAUUGUAACAGUCUUUUCCAGUUCUUCAUCUCUGUGGUGAAUUCUUCCUGCAGUAAUUCAUUGUUGCAUGCCUAGCAUGCAGUGAAAGGUGGGGCAUCUAUGAUGAUAGAUAGUACUGAAAUGACGUGUUGUGCUGAGUGUCGGUUACCUGUAUUAAUGUUGAGAAGAGAGCAGGGAGUGUGUUUAUGUGUGCUAUAAGCCAGAAUGCUUUUUGGUUCUGUACCGUUAACCUCAAACACAUGUGCAAGCUGUUUGUACAGUACAUAACAAUGCUAAGAUCAACUGAGAAACUUAGUUUGCUUCUUUCCAAAACCAAUAAAAGAUAUAACUGGA
This is a messenger RNA of Gymnodraco acuticeps, 6633 nucleotides long. RefSeq names its product SH3GL interacting endocytic adaptor 1a (gene sgip1a). The coding region runs from base 261 to 3020 and encodes 919 amino acids. Gene Ontology annotation, cellular component: cytoplasm; clathrin-coated pit; clathrin-coated vesicle. Gene Ontology annotation, biological process: clathrin-dependent endocytosis; synaptic vesicle endocytosis; clathrin coat assembly. NCBI's taxonomy places the organism in Eukaryota, Metazoa, Chordata, Actinopteri, Perciformes, Bathydraconidae. The record is from RefSeq and is a predicted model, not a curated record. The transcript is spliced from 25 exons.